Molecule: messenger RNA, 2613 nt
Organism: Drosophila ananassae
Lineage: Eukaryota; Metazoa; Arthropoda; Insecta; Diptera; Drosophilidae
Product: myb-like protein X
Exons: 2
Coding region: 270-2357 (695 amino acids)
Source: RefSeq, a predicted model, not a curated record
CGCGUUCAGCGUUUUAAUAUUUAAUUGUCGUCGAUCGCGAGCGGUUGUCCAUUCGAUUUGGCCACAGACAGAGCUACCGCUACCGCUACCGUGUGCUGCCAAGGCCCAGACCGCAAAGCACAUACCGUUAACCGUAAACGCCGAUCGCAUACCGAAGACCCUCUGAGACCCCAUCUGUAGAGCCAUCGCGAGUGCCUCCGUCUGCCAAUUUUUUUUGCUUGUGGAUUACUUUUUUUUGUUUACCGAUCUGUUCUGAGUGCGAAAGGAUAAUGAUAUCCUGGCUUAGCUGCGGCCUAGUCCUGGCCUGUGUCCUGUGCCCUCUGUCGGUGACCUCGCGGAGCUACAGCAACGGCCUGAUCUUCUACGAGCUGAAGUCCCACAAGCCCUACCUCCCGCCCACUGUCAGCGUGUCCCGGGGCAGGAACCUGGCCAGUGUCAAGUACUCGGAGAAGGGCUCCAUCUGGUCGACGUUCGGGCAGCCCUGCGAGUGCCAGGGACCAGUCUGCGGCUGCUGUGCGGGCCUCAAGGUGGACCAGUACCGAUUCGAUCAGAAAGUCUGCGCGAAUGUGACUUUUGUGCCGCACUUGGAGGAGGCCCAGCUGGAGAUGUACGUCGAUGAGAAGGCCACCUCGAAGUUUGGCAUUUCGGUAAGGAAUCCGGCGCCCUUCUGCAUACCGGUGAUGAUGGGCGUGCCAAUGGCCAUGUGCGUCCAGAUGACCGACGUCCAGAUGGUCGACAACAGGCUCAACAUGUGCAUGGACUUUGUGGUGCGGCUGGCCACCACCGAUCUCUUCGAGAUGCACUUCCAAUGCAUGCGCAUGGGCCUGGACGGCCUCCAGUAUGUGGACAAGAACGGCCAGCCAGUGCUGCCGCCGGGACAGCAGGGCGAUGACGAUGCUGGCGAGGAUUAUGGCGAGUAUGCUGAGCUGGAGGAUCAGCCCGAAGAGUAUCCCCUGGCGGAGGAGCAAGAGAGCGAGAAGGAGAAGACGCCUGAAAUGCCAGCCCAGGACUACCAGCCAGUGGCCUAUCCCUCGCUCUCCUACCAGCCGCAGGUGGCCGCGGCAGAGAAGACUGAAGACGAGUCUUUGGCUUAUCGGCCCCAGAAGAUGGAUGGAGAGAAGGACGCCGAGGAGGAGCAGGAGGAGGAAGCCGAGCCGCUGCCAAUUGAAAGUGAAAUGCUAAUAGCUGGCGAUCAAGUUGAAGAGCCAGAAGAAAACGAUGAAGAGCUUGAAGACGAGGCAGAAGCGGCACAAGCUGAAGAAGAAAAGAAAGAGAUGGAAGUUGAGGAGGUGAAAGAGAAGGAGGAGGAGAAGGAGAAAGAGGAGGCGACACCACCUGACAAUGACAAUGGCAGCGAGAGUGGCCUGAGGCCAAGUCAGGUAAUUGAAACAAUUACCAAUUCAAUAAAAGCCACUGAAGAAACAUCACCACCACCACCAACAACAACAACAACAACAAAAGCACCCACAACAACAACAACAACAACAACAUUGACAACCAAAAUGCCAGUGACAACAACAACUACAACAAUGGAAACAACAACAAAUGCGACAAGCAACAAACCAAACAUUGUUGUUAUCGAUGACAAAGACAAAGAGGCGGGGCAGGAAGAGACCAUGGCCGAGAAGGAGAAGGAGAAGCAGGAGGAGGAGGAGGAUGGAGAUGGAGAAGAGGUGAAAAAGUCAAGCGAAGAGGAGGCUGAAGACGAGGAGGCGGAGGAGGAGAUCGAAGACGAGGGGGAAGAAUCGACGACAACGGAGGCUGUGGAGCUCGAAAACGAUAGCGACAAUGAGGUAAACGUGGAUGACGAUGACGCCGAUGGCGGAGCGAAGAAAGGCCAGGUGAAGGAACCCCCCACAAAGCCGGAGACGCAGAUGGCGAUGGAGGUGAAAACGGAGGAGACGGAGGACAAGGGAGAGCCGGAGAAAGAAACAGCUGCAGGCAAUGAACUAAAGGUCAAGCCCGGGUCAGCCUUAAAUGGAGGAAGCGAAGGAGAAGAAGCACAGGAAACGGAAGAAGGAGCCCAAGACGAAGACAAAGACGCAGAGGAAGAGGAAGAGGCGGAUGAAGAAACAGAGGACGACGAAGAUGGCGAGGAAGAGGAGUACGAAGACGACGAAGAAAAUGUCCAAAAUCUAGACGACGAAAAAGCCGAAAAACUGGAAAUCGAAGCAGAUCAACCGCUGGAAGGCUAUAACCUGGAAAAUCGAGAUGCAAAGUCGGUAGCCAAGUCCGCUGCGAAGCCGGCAGCGAAGUCGGCUGCGAAGUCAGCAGCGACCAGGCAGAAAGCGGCCAAGUCAUUGUCCCGACGCCGGCGCCAGCGUCUCCAGUCGCGUCCUCAAAAGAAAAGGCAUUAAACGAACCACAGACCACCACAGACCACCACCCCAAGCCCCACAAACAAAAACACUGACAUUAUCAUCACCACCAUUAUCAUUCCUCAACUUAAUUUAUUUUAAAUCAUAAUUCAUAAUUCAUAAAUCGUAAUUUAUAAUUCGUAAUUCGUAAUUGUUAAUGAUUUGUUAAUGCUGAACGUUGAUGCCUGUUAAUUAAUACGUAUUUAUUGUAUUUAUUGAAACCGACUCAAAGCCAAACUCAAGCGAAAUAAAUGAU